Zingiber officinale is the source of this 1638-nucleotide messenger RNA. RefSeq lists its product as uncharacterized. The record is from RefSeq and is a predicted model, not a curated record. The transcript has 11 exons. Bases 463 to 1296 code for a protein of 277 amino acids. NCBI's taxonomy places the organism in Eukaryota, Viridiplantae, Streptophyta, Magnoliopsida, Zingiberales, Zingiberaceae.
UUAACUAAGGAAGAAGAGGGUGGAGGCGGAACGGGAUGGGCACUUCUCCAUUUGCUCGAAAUCUGAUCUCGCGGAGAGGAGAAGAGGAGGCGGAGAUUUGGGAAGAAGGAAGAGUAGUAAAAAGGAGAGGCGAGGAUUUGAAUGAAGAAUGAGGCAGAAAAGCAAAAGGGCGGCGGAAGAGAGAGCUUGAGGCUUGGCAUCUAAUUUUGCAUCCAGAUUCGUACUGCUUCUUUCGAACUUCCAAUUUCCGAUAUUGUCGAUCUAUGCUCUCGGGAAAAUAGAGGCUUUUUCUCUGCCUCCCCAUUGGAGAGGAGGAAAAGCAGGAGCACGGCAUAGAGAAAGGAGUAAAGGUUCGAAUCUAAUUAGAAUUUUGCUGUCCGUGCCAAUCGAGAGGAGGAACAGCCUCUGGUAAGGCUGACUUUCUUAUCUCUUUGAGGUGCUAUCCAAGUGCAGCAGUACAAGAUGGAAGCCAAUCUUAACAAUGGUUUUUACCAGGAGAGUAGGAGUUCUCAAUUUAAUUAUCCUCGCAUGGUCUGUUUCCAGUCAAGUGCAAUAGAUAGCUCAACAGGGAUGGCUCCUGGUGACGUACCUACUAUGGCUGGAAACACUAACAUGGAAAUGAUGCCUUGGUUCAGGCAUGUUUCGAGUACACCUGAAUAUUGGUCUCCAGAUGAAGUGGAAACAUUGAACAAAGGCUUAAUAAAUUUUGCAAGUGAAUCAAGGAUACAAAAGUUCACCAAGAUAGCUGCUAUGCUGCCUCAGAAGACAAUAAGGGAUGUUGCAUUGAGAUGUCAGUGGAUGAUUAACAAGGAAAAUGGAAAAAGGAGAAAAACAGAAGAAUAUUAUGCAACAAAAAAGAUAAAAGAUAUGAAGGAAAAGAUGAUGGGUUUUCCUUCCACAAAUACUUCUAUGGCUCCUAAUUUACUAACAAUGCAUCAUAUGAGCAUCCAUUAUCAGCUUCGAUCCGAAGAACUGAAGAGUCUUCUGGAGAAAAAUGAAAAAUGUCUGAAGGAGAUUGCAAGAAAUCUUGAGGGAGGAAUGAUGCAAGAUAACAUAAGUUUGUUUCAUCGCACGAGAAAUAACAUUGCCACACUGGAGAAUAGAAUAACUAUUCUCUCUAGAGGAAUGAACCAGCUUCCUGGGUCAUUGAGACAGAUGCCUUCCAUGCCGGUAACCGUAAAUGAUAGGCUUCUCAGCAGUCUUGCACCUCUUGAUGAGCAUGUUAAUAUCAACACACCUGGAAGCGGUUACUUGAAGCCGGAUCCAACAUGCUUCAGACCUCCCGAGAGAGGAUGAUCUAAUGAGCUCGGUGUAAAAGAUUCUCUAGGAAAUGCUGUGCAAAGCAGUCUCACUCAGUCUUCUACAUUUAAAUUUUUCAAUGGGAAGACCUGAUGGAGAGCCAGAGAGGUACUGAACCUAGCCAGAGGCAACAAAAUUGUGUCCUCCAGGGUUAUUCAGCUUUGACCAAAAAUUUCUCAUCCAAAAAAUUUAUAUGUAUUUGUUGCAUCAAUGGAGUCAUGUGUUUGGAUGUAAGGAAAUAAUGGUUGAUAUUUUUUUUUCUUUGGGUUGCAAUCUUUCCUAGUUUUUCUUCAAAAUAUUGUUUGAUUAUUUCUUUGAAAAGAAAAAUAGGUUGAAGUA